Messenger RNA from Quercus lobata, 1561 nucleotides. It is a transcript of the gene ACI1, whose product is annotated as ALC-interacting protein 1. Bases 195 to 1445 code for a protein of 416 amino acids. NCBI's taxonomy places the organism in Eukaryota, Viridiplantae, Streptophyta, Magnoliopsida, Fagales, Fagaceae. The record is from RefSeq and is a predicted model, not a curated record. The transcript has 2 exons.
UUGUAAUGUUGCUAUUAUUCUAUGCUUUUGGCAAUGGAGGAACUGGUUACCUCCGAGUUACUUCCUGGUCCUCGUAAAGUCCUAAUUGUUUCGCUGACAAACUUUGAAUCCAUCUCUACCAUUAUUCUAGUUAUAUAUUGCAUGCCAACCUUUGGCUACCAAAGUUAGCCUAUCCCUCUCUCCCUCAUUGAACAAUGACUCAUUCACACAAUGCAAAUUCUGGGUGUUUCUCCAACAUGGUACGCAGGAUUUCAUGCCUUAAAAGUCUCCCUACUCACCCAGCCGAUUAUGUUACUAGUGACUCAAAGACAAGCAAGUCUGAGGAGAUUCAGAAAGAAAAUCCAAAAGCUGAGGCUGCAAUCCAAGCUCCAGGUAACCUAGGAGUCGUGGCAAGACUAAUGGGCUUAGACUCAUUGCCAGAGACCAAUUGGGUUCCAAGAAAAGGACCCCAAGACUCAGUUUUGCGAAGCAAGUCAGUGAAUUUUGCGGAUUAUAUGCUGGAGUUUGAUUUAACCCAAGCUCAGCAUCGCAGAGUUAGGACCUCGGUGUCAUUUCGUGAGGUUCCAACUUUGUCACAUCAAAAGAGCCAUGAUUUCUUGGUUGUGUGCCUGAAUGAGGUGGAUGAAAGUGAAACCAAGGGAUCAAUGAGGACCAAAGUGAGGAAAUCUGAGAUGGGUUUUGGAGAUAUGAAGCAGAGGAAGGAACAGAGAAGCAAGAGCAAAGAGAAUAUGAGGGCGAGUCAAGUAAGCAACAAGAUCUCUAAGUUAAGGGAUGAGCCUAGGAGAGUCUCAACCAAGUUCAACCUAUCUUCAAAAGCUGGUAAUGGUAGUAGCAGCAAUGGAGCUAAGCGUUUGAGCCUUGUUCCAGCUCCCAAGAAGAAAGAGUAUAGAAAUAAUGUUGCAAGUUUGAAGGCGAAAAGCCCAUCGAAGCCAAUAAAUCAGAAGAAACUGUUGGUUGAACCCAAGUUCACAAGGAGAAGAAAAGUUCAGCAUUUAGCUGUGAAAGUAGAGCCUGACUCUGACUCUCAAAAUUCAAGUCCAGUAUCUGUUCUUGAAGUCAGUGAUUGUAUAAUACAACAAGGAAGUCAUAUAUCAGAAGUUUCAAGGCCCAUGGAGUUGAAUUUAGAGAGAAAAUCUACAGCAAAAGUUUCUUAUACUGAUGAUCCUAGAGUCGGAUCAAUCAAGAGCAAGGAUUGCGAAUCAAUGGAUAUUUCAGAAGCACAGUAUUACAGGGAAGUGUUGGGGAAGCUUUUUAGGUUGACAGAAAAUGAUACUAAAGAGUCAAAUUGGAAAGCAACGAAUUUCCAUGGAUGUGAAGAAUUUGAAGAGGUCUGCAUGGAGUUCGAGCAACAAGUUCUUGAUGUACUACUAAACCAGGUUUUAGAUGAACUUGUGGAAAUUCCAUAUGAAAAUUUCUUAUAUACAAUGCCUGAAGAAACUCUAUAAAAUCGUGUAUAGAGUUUCAAAUUUGACACUUUUGAGCUAUUUACAUGUGAUUUAUAAACAUUUGAUGCACAACAUUAUGAAGAAAGCAUAUUACAAGAAAGAGUACGAUUCUGCAA